This is a messenger RNA of Penicillium canariense, 2322 nucleotides long. RefSeq lists its product as uncharacterized. The record is from RefSeq and is a predicted model, not a curated record. Lineage: Eukaryota; Fungi; Ascomycota; Eurotiomycetes; Eurotiales; Aspergillaceae. The transcript has 2 exons. The coding region runs from base 1 to 2322 and encodes 773 amino acids.
AUGGCGGACUCCAACUCUCCAUGGCCUGGCCGGGGAUCUCAAAACCUCUCGGGGAAAGCUCCCCCGUCCUUUGAACGAAAUGUGAAUCGCCAAAAAACACAACGCUGGGUGCAGGCGAAGAAGUAUUCAUAUGACGGUGGCGACUGGGGCGACGAUGAUGACGAGGAAGAGGAAGAGCCCCCAGCAGUACCUCAGCCUCCAUACACCACGCACAAGACGAGCAGUACCUCUGAGUUGGGCUCCAGACGCUUAUCCGGACUUGCAUUCGGGUCCGAUGAGUCGCACACAGCUCCUCCCGCCGAAACUAAGCCAGAUUCCAGUGUAGGCGAUCAGAAGUCGCUGCCUUUCGUCAGACCCGCCGAUAUUUAUAAGCGAAUGCGCGAGGAGCGAACCCCCCAGAGCGAGGCGGCGAGUUCUGGACAUCCAGCAGAGCUUCAAAGCUCAAUGCAAUCCAGCGGUUUCCCCCCUCAAGCUGCCACGCCCGAUGAUCUGAAUGCCGCCUCAAAAACGACACAAAAUCUCUCCUCCGUGGGCCUGCCGGAAGUUAAGAGACUCUCGGGUUUCGGGGCGGAUUUCCUCAGCGGUAGCGACUCAAGCUUCCAACACAACAAGGACCCUGAAUCCCCGGAGACCUCCUUGCAGCACAACCCCUCCCAAGCCUCACAGGCCUCUCAGGGUUUCACAUCGGUAGUUCACCAAGCUUUCGAUGUACCAGAAACUCCCAAUUCCACUUCCGGCAGUGUUGUGCGGUCAAACAGCGAUGGAACAUCUGUCAUCAGCCCCAUUAUGGGUGGUCGUGCCCUCCAAGAUGACAAAACGCCUACCAUUCCCGAGGAACCCACCGAGUCCAGCACCCCAACCAAUGCGCCAAAGGAAGGUGCGGACGAGGCACCUUUCUUCAAGCCUGGUCACCGACGUGAUAUGAGCCUUCCCGGCCGUGACAACAGCCCUUCAAAGCGGCCUGUGAUUAAGGACAAUGAGGCUCCCUCAGCGGGUCAAGCAGAGAUGUCAUCAGUCUCUCCAGGUCAGUCUGGUUCGCCGGAAAGGCCAGUCGAUGCUCCAGCUUUCCAGAGCGUAUCGACCCCAACAAAUGCGUCGAAGGGAGACUUUGUCGCACCCCUCAAAUUUGGUAGCAAUAGCACGACCGCGUCUGAGGGCUAUCGUGGCGAAAUUCCCACCAUUAUACCCGCGAGCACAAGCAAUUCACCUCAAGAUACUGAUAACGAUCGGUUGCGAGAAGAGAUCAUGCGUUCAUUGAGUCGAGAGAAUUCCCAGGAGCCUGAGCUUCAGUCACAGCCAAAUAAGGAUGAACAUAUCCCACAUGAGUAUGAAAAGUACGGGGAUGAUCAGACCAAACCUAGUCCCAACGAAGCUCCGACACCACUGGUCUCAGAAUCUCACCCAGACUGGACCAGGUCCCACCCUCUGGCUGCCCAGGAUCCAUACCCAGCUACGCAAACGUCUGGCGAUGUGACUCCAUCAACCGCGACUGAGCCAAAGAGGCCUCGUCUGGGAAGACGGUUCUCGUGGGAGUCAGCCUCUUCAAAUGAAGAGCCUGCGGCCCAAGACCCUGCCAGGAACAUCUCGCCCCCUCCUUUGGGUGUAGCCCUGGCUCCCCAGGAGCCUCAACCUAUUCCUGAGGACCCGGAAGGAAUGGCACAGAAACUGUCGUGGGAACAACCGUUGACCGAUGGCGAAACUUCUGACAACCAGCGCGUUGAGAAGCCCAGGCUUUCAAUUGUACCUCCGAUACCAGGGAACAGCUUUCCGCCGGAGCAAAUUAUGGGCUCCACCCAGGAUCAACCAGCUGAGAGGGCGGUAUCAUUGCCCGUGGGAACAUCAAGAAUCGACGAGAGCGCACUUCAAGGCUUCCGCGAUAUUCUAAACAAGACAUCUCCGGCUGAGCGCGUGCGGGCAUUUGACCAGACAAGAGAUCAAUUUGCGGCUCUUGAUACCGGUCUCUACGCCUGGCUUGAAUUUACUGUCCACCAUCAUCCCGAGCAUGCCAGUCUUGUUCAUUCAAGCCAGACUCUGUCGUCUGGGUUCCCACGGACAUCGCCCACGACCAGGAAGUUCCCCAAGCUGGCAUCCCUCGGCAAUCUCACCUCCAAGGAGGACGGCACUCCAACCAGCGCCGUUCAUGCCAGACGUCCCUCGGCACACAUUGGAACCAUUGUGAACAGGCAGCAAGUCGAACAGCGGGGCAAAGAUCUCCUGCACACGGCUGGGACGUUUAGUGGAAAAGCAGGCGAAGCUGCCAAGGGGUUGUUCGCCAAAGGCAGGAGCAAGUUCCGACCCAGCGGAGACAAGGUAGAUACAUGA